Chelmon rostratus (copperband butterflyfish) is the source of this 2320-nucleotide messenger RNA. RefSeq names its product protein downstream neighbor of son homolog. The record is from RefSeq and is a predicted model, not a curated record. Gene Ontology annotation, biological process: nuclear DNA replication. The transcript is spliced from 12 exons. NCBI's taxonomy places the organism in Eukaryota, Metazoa, Chordata, Actinopteri, Chaetodontiformes, Chaetodontidae. Gene Ontology annotation, cellular component: nucleus. Bases 83 to 1957 code for a protein of 624 amino acids.
ACAGUGAAACACAGGCGGAAUCACUGUUUUUACUAUUUUGUUGUUGAAAUUUUCUCUUUUUGAUAAUCUGUUCCUCUUCAGCAUGUCUCAACAGGCAGGAUAUUCGCCCAGCUUCAAGCGACCGGCUGAAAUUAUGCGAAUGAGGAGAAAAAGAGCCCGAAGCGACGCCGGUGUCUUCUCUAGUCCGAGCGGCCAGGAUUCCACUGGCAGUACCGGACAAAGCGAAUCAUCUCCGGCGUCCGUCCGGCCCUUCUCCCCGGGACCGUUUUUUCACACCCAGAAUCGCUCCGGAGGUGGAAUAAAACGCAGAAACCCGUUCGCAAACAUUGAGAAUACUUACAGCCCCAAAAAGAAAUUACUCAUUUAUAACGACGACGGAAAUGCUGAAGCUGCGGACAGGAUAAACAGAUCGACCGAAAAAGAUGGAGAUGAGGACAUGUCAACAAAGACUGAGUGUCAAGGAGUUUUAUCUUUCAGUGCCAGGCUGACUGAGGUAGAAAAACAGCAACGACCAACCAAGAAGUGCCUCACGUUCUCUGAAGAUGACUCUCUGUUUGAAGAAGAAGAGGAAGAUGUCAAAAGUCCGCUGCUGAAGAGUCCCCAGGCCAUUGCUCCGGCCUCCAUAGCUCCUCCUGUCUGCACAGAGUACCCAGCAGACUGGAGCCUGAAGACUCGCCUCCUCUUCACUUCUCCGCUCUCCCUGUUGUGGGCAGAGCACCCCAAAGCCCAGGAGGAAGCUCUGGGGCUCAACCAGCACUGCAGAGCUCACUUUAGCACUCUGCCACACAGCCUACAGGAUCCCAAGUCCUGCUCGGAGCUUCGUUGUGCCUUCCAGCAGAGUCUGGUGUACUGGCAGCACCCAUCCCUCCCCUGGAUCUCUUUGUUCCCCAGGAUCAACGCUGAGAGGAGCUUUACUGGGAAGAGCACCCCAUGGGCACAAGAUGCAGCGCUGCAGCAGAGUCUCAUGAGUGAAUGGUCGGUCAGUCUGUCGUCUCUCUACAGUCUACUGAAGGCCAAACUGUGUCCCUACUUCUAUCUCUGCUCCUAUCAGUUUACAGUGUUGUUCAGGGCAGCAGGUCUCGGGGGCUCUAGCAGCAUCUCUGCCUUAAUCUCUCCAACAACGAGGGGUCUCAGAGAGGCAAUGAAGGCUGAAGGUAUAGAGUUCAGUCUCCCUCUAGUGGAGGAGAGGAGGAAGAGCAGGGAGCCGCAGAGUCUGACAGUGCAGCAGGGAGAGGAGGAGGAGCAGAGGGAGAAAGCGCAGGAGUGUUCUGAGCUGAAAGAGGGUGAGGACUGUCAGGCAGGUGAUGAAGGAGAGAAUAAUGCAUUCAACGAUGAUGACGACGGCAGCUUCUCCUGGCUGAAGGAGAUGGGAGUCCAGGACAAAAUCAAGAAGCCAGACAACAUCACCAUACAACUUCGUAAGGAGGGCCACGCUGUCGCUCUGGACCACAAGCCGGAGUCUGUGGUGUGUGUGGAGGGAUCACACACUUUCACCCUCAUUAACUUCCUCAUCAAUUGUAAGAGUCUGGUCGCUGCAGCGGGUUCCCAGGCUGGGUUACCCCCAACACUGCUGGCUCCCGUCGCUUUCAGGGGAGCUGCAGUGCACACGCUGAAGGCCCGCAGUGUGAAUGUGAAAAGCCAGGUUGGUUCUACGUACCAGAACAUCAGCAGCCUGGAGAUCACAGGACCUAUCCUCCCCUCUUCUCUCCACAACAUCACAACUCUCCUUCGGCCCGCACAGAAAGGAAACUUCUCAGCUAAUCUUUACACACAUGCACCUACCGCCGUCAUGAACACCCACACCACCAAGGAACAGGGUGCUGGUGGGUCAGUGGACCUGUCUGGCUGUGGUCUCCAUCCUUCUUCCAUCCAGCAGCUUCAGCAGCCCUCCAGCCUGGGCAAGACUGCUCUGACUUACAUCAACAUGAACAACUACAACUACACAUGGAAGAACUGAUGGAGGGAAACGCUGGUGGCAGCCCCCUAAGAAGUACAGAGUGUGUGGUGGCAACAUGAAGUUAAACCAGUACUCCUCAGAUGUGUCUUUUAAAAUCUUUACAGAUUUCAUUGCAUUGCACUGUACUUUUAAAGUGUCUUUUAAAGCUGUGCUCUUGUAAUGAUCGGAUUGUUCUGAAUUUAUUUUUAAUGUAUAUAGAUGCAUUGUUUAGCUAGCUUGUUUGAAAAUGUGUUUUAAUUACUUGUGAUAUGUUUAAUUUCAGAGAAAACAUUUUUAUGCCAUUAAAUGUUUUACAGUGCAACCUUUAUCAAAUUAAAUUUUGGUUUUGAGGUUAUAUUCCAGGAUGAUAAUGCUGAAGAAAUA